GGCGAAAUGAUCGAUAAUGAGCUUGCUGCUCCUUCUACUCUCAACAGCAUAUUGCUCAGAUAUCUCAGAACGACUAAGCAGCUCGAUCUACAAGCUUAAGAGCGAUACAGAUCCUGGUGAUAAAUUUGGAAAUUGUCGGUACUGAAUCUUCUCAGAAUUUUGCAAGGUCUGAAAAUCAGUGUCACCCUUCUAUGGAACUUCGAUGUCUAUCUGCUCUAAAAAGUCAGCUGAUAAUCCCAACUGUGUCGAAAAUGACCAAAAUACAUGUACAAAAUUUGAGUCGAAACUUGAAGACAAUCUGAUUUGUCCAUCUACCUGUAACUAUAAAUAAAUUUAACAUCAAAGCAAAUCAGAAAGUUCCAUUUGAAUACUCUGGAGUUGGACCUCAAGAUCUUUGCUACUACAAAAUUAAAGCUGAUGCAGAUAUUGACUUCUUUAAAGUCAAAGUUGGUGACGAUAGUUCAAAAGUGUUAUACACCCUCUUCUCUGAAGACAAAAACAAAAAGUUACAAAAAGUUAGCAGUACUCACAAAGGAACCAUCAGUGUUUAUGCCAAGUAUAAUAAGGACUUUAUCCUCCUCACAUUGCCAAAAGAGGAUAAUAACAAAAUCAAGUUUAGUCUUGAAAAUAAAGAUAAAACCAAGCACCCUGAAGAAAGCUCAAACACUUUAUUAAUCCUCUCACUCGUACUUUUGACAGUCUUGUUAGCAGCGAUCGGAGGGUCUCUAGCUUAUUUCUUUCUGUUCAGGAAAAAGGACAAAUAUGUACCACAGGUCGACACAGAUGACACUUUUGAAGGUAACACUACCACAAACAGAAGCCGGGCUGUCUCUGAGCAGUUCUUCACUCAUCGAGAUGAUUUCAAAUCUAAUGAACUCAAAACAAAAUAUAUUUUCAGUACUACCCAAUACAGACAAUUGCGUGAGAAAAUUUAUCGGUCUUUGAUAAUCCAACGUGAGAAAAGCAAAACUAAAACCAUCCAACAAGAAGACAAAGAAUUUGAAGCAGAUGUAAUUGCUAACAAUAGCGCUAGAGCUCUCUUCAAUUUCUUAAGAACCAAUGAAGCCAAUAGGAACAAAGUAGGAAGAACUUACAUUCCAUGUCUGUUCAUACCGGAUGAGUCAACUUUCUUUAACCACAAGAAGACUAGGUUUUCGAAAAUUUUGAAGAACAAAAUUUAUAAAGAUCAUGGUAUUCACAGGGCCAAGAGCUAUGUCAAUAUGAUUUUUAGAGAUAGAGACGUAGCUGAGAAAAUGGAUGAAUGAGUCUCUAAUUUUAAGAAGGGUGAAGAGACAGAUAUAAUCGCACUGGAAAUGCUCCAAGUUCCUGAGUUUCAUUACAUCCUUUCAAUGGCAAUGAUCUUCGAUGUUAUCUCUACCUUUGGAUACAAAUUAGACUUGAUUUUUACAAGAGAAUUCGAAAAAGUUGCUGCUGGAACGUACACUUUUGUUCUUGAUCAAUGAGGUUGUUAUUUGAAUCUCCUCGUGAAUGCUAUCAAUAAACACUCUGAAUUCCAUACUGGGAAGAUAAAAGAUCAUAUCACCAAGACUGAUGUUAAGCAAAUCAAAAAUUUUUCAAUGCAUGAUACUCUCUUCUCAUGCACAUUUUUCAAUACCUUCAAAGGUGACAGCUGGGAUGAAGAUAAAGGUGAAAUUAAGAUUUCAUUUGGGGACAAUCUGAAGCAGUAUGUUAAAUUUGAAAAAGUCUCAAGGAAAAUCACGACUAACCAUGAUGAUGAAACUCUUGUGAACACUUACCAGACUUUCCAAGUUUGUGAAGACAUUCAUCAAAGUCUAUUCCUUAAAGCAAUGUAG
Molecule: messenger RNA, 1814 nt
Organism: Moneuplotes crassus
Lineage: Eukaryota; Ciliophora; Spirotrichea; Euplotida; Euplotidae
Source: the annotation of a GenBank genome assembly